Messenger RNA from Racocetra persica, 132 nucleotides. Lineage: Eukaryota; Fungi; Glomeromycota; Glomeromycetes; Diversisporales; Gigasporaceae. The record is from the annotation of a GenBank genome assembly.
AUAGAUUCUGAUUAUUUUUGUGAUGACGACGGUGAUAGUGAUGAUUUAAAAAAUAUGCGUCAAUGUUACAAUGGCUGUCAUGAUAUUAGUAAACUUGAGCGUGCUCCUAAUCAUAAUAGAUUCAUUCUAUAA